Puntigrus tetrazona (Sumatra barb) is the source of this 5722-nucleotide messenger RNA. It is a transcript of the gene synpo2la, whose product is annotated as synaptopodin 2-like a. Gene Ontology annotation, cellular component: Z disc; nucleus; actin cytoskeleton. The transcript has 4 exons. Bases 273 to 3830 code for a protein of 1185 amino acids. Gene Ontology annotation, biological process: positive regulation of actin filament bundle assembly. NCBI's taxonomy places the organism in Eukaryota, Metazoa, Chordata, Actinopteri, Cypriniformes, Cyprinidae. Gene Ontology annotation, molecular function: actin binding. The record is from RefSeq and is a predicted model, not a curated record.
UGCACUGCACUGGGAGUCGGUGGGUAUCUUUUCUCUUUCCCCUCUAUUUUAACUUCCUUUAUGGCUGCGCCCCUAUCACCAGCAUCCAGCUCAGGGAGUGGGAGGGGAUCCAUGUGAGCUCGUAAUCUUGCAAGAGCAACUUGAAGGAAACCUAGGACACAGUUGCAGUAGUAGUUGUCUUCUCUAAGGGGGCCCUGAAAUAACAUGGACCGUAUGUACUAAGGGCCCCCAGGCCAACAAACUGAAUUAAAGACACAAGCACAAACCGCACCAUGGUGGCUGAGGAGGUUAUCAUCACCCUAUCCGGAGGAGCACCAUGGGGCUUCAGACUACAGGGAGGAAUCGAGCACCAGAAGCCUCUGCAGGUUGCCAAGGUGCGCAAGCGAAGUAAAGCAUGUCGUGCCGGUCUGCGUGAGGGAGAUGAGCUGGUAUCCAUCAAUGAGAAUUCCUGUGGGAGUCUGUCGCAUGCCCAGGCCAUGAACCUGAUCGACAGCAUGCCAGGAACACUACACAUUCGGGUUAGGAGGACACCGGCUGGCUUCCAGUCGGUGGUUCUGGUUGCUCGAGCUCCUUCUCCCCGCAUUGAUAAAGAGUACCGUGCUGCCAUUAGGGCCAUGUCUCCAUCCAGCUCCCGACCUCACCAGUCCAGUGUGCGGCAGAUCCACCGCGGAUCCAUGAUGUCCCCGACCGGACGCAGUGGAUUGACCUCUCCACCGGGCAGUGAGGCCUACUACGGAGAAACAGACAGCGAUGCAGACGUGGCUGCUCAUGAGAGGCAACGUAAACCAAAACGACGUAGUCCCAGCAAUUCACCUGGCAAAGCAGGUCGAGCUUCACCAGAAGGAGCAGAGACUUCAGAAAUGAGUGGGUAUGACAGUGCCUCAGAUGCCCAAGUUUACAAUCUUCUGGGGCCUAAAGAAAGAGAGGAUGCAUUGCCUGGUGUAGCUCGCAGAGAAGUAAUCUACCAACCCCUUCCGCAUGGAGCCUGGUCCUCUCAGACCUCCAUCGAGACCUCAUCCAUGAGCGCGGAUGACCAAAACCCACGAGAAGGGUUAAUGGAAGAGGACAGUGGGUUCCAGGAGCCCACAAACGUUCCCCCACUGGUUUCUCCAGAGAGAGCCAAAGAAGCUCUUAUGUUGAGCUCUCGUACUCAGCUGGUACCCAUGGUUGGGCCAGUUGACAAUCCAGUGGAUGAGGAACUCACAUUAACAUACAUGGAUAAAGCAAAACAAGCAAAAUUGAACCGCGGAGAUACAAUCACGGACAAACAGGUGAAAGAAGCUCGGUCCAAGUGCCGCACCAUUGCCUCACUACUGACAGAUGCACCAAACCCUCAUUCAAAGGGUGUUCUGAUGUUUAAAAAGCGCAGACAGCGCUCCAAGAAAUACACACUGACAAGCUUUGGAAGUGUUGAUGAGGACAUGAGGCAGGACUCUCAAGAAGAGGAUGGCAUAUUUCCUGGCAGUGAAUCAGAAUUUGAUGAGGAAGGAUUUUCUGCUGCACCCGACCCCACAUGGGACAGUGACUACCUUGAGAUGCUGGAGAAAAGAUCUGCUUCCAGAGGUCAGGAGGGAGAGGGUGGUGCUCUCAGUCCUGGUCUGAGUGAUACAUCUGGGAAGGGAGCACAGUUGUUUGAGCAGCAGCGGAGAAGGGCUGAGGAACAUGCAAAGAAAAUGGAAGCUGCACAAGAACAUUUACAAAGCCAAAUGCUGAGCAUUGCCCUGAAAGAGACAGCAGCACCUCCUCAACUACAGACACCGCAAUUCCAACCAGAAUCAUUGACAAAAACUAAUAUCCAGCCACCACCAGUUGCUCCAAAACCUGCCAGACCUUCAAAAACUUUACAUCAUGAGGUUCCACCAUCAGACACGCAAAAUAUGACAAAGAUGGCCACAACUCAAGCCACUUCCACUGUUCCUGUUAUGGUUAAUGGAGACACUUCAAGCCCAGUAGCACCAGCUUCUGCCAUGUUGCCCAUAACUAGUCUCUCAGCACCUUUUGCAGAAACUAUGAUGCCUCCACAACCAACUCCUUUACCAGAACUUCCUUCCAGCUCUGUGUUAAACAGAACUGCCCGACCUUUUGCCCCAGGCUGUGUUACCAAUCGUGCAGCCACUGCUCCUGUUGUGUUUCGGCCUACAGUCAGUAAGAAGACACCCAGACCUGUUUCAGUGGCUGUGGUUGCACAUCCAUUCUCUGCACCAUCAGAAGAGCAUGCCAUGGGUGUCAACCCAGCCUCCUUUGUUAGCCAAGUCACAAUGGGUCAAAUGAGUGCCGAUGUUCCUCCUGAAAUGAUAUUCACACAGACCUUUAUGCCUGGAAAGUCUGUUCCUCCUGUUUCUGUGGAAUCAUAUUCUCAGCCUGCUCUUCACUGCUCGUCAGUAGAAAACAUCCAGGCUUCAUCAGUGCCACCUUCUAUAGUUCAAACCCAAGGACAUACUUUUUCUGUUGAAGCCGAAACAACUGUUCCUCCAGAAAUCCCUGUUGACCACACAGUGACCGCUGUGGCUCCUGUCAUGGCUCCUGUUACUCCUCAGGCCAUUGCAAUACCAUCCCAAAGCUCUUCUGUUUUGACCUCUGCAGCUUCCGAGACCUCUUUAACUGGAACUCCGGUGUCACCUGUAGUCUAUCGUGAAAAAUCCUCUGCCUCCACUGGCCGCACCGGUAUUCUCGUAGACGCCCGCCGCCGUAGUGCCUACAAGCCAAUGUUUAAGAUACCUGACAACAAGAAAAACUCACCAAACCCGGAAUUAUUGUCUAUGGUGCAGAACCUAGAUGAAAGACCCAGUCAUGGAUAUUAUGAACCGGAGAACAUAACUCACAGCAUUGAGGACAAUAGGGCAAGGGUGCCACCGCCUGUGGCUCCUAAGCCAAGGGUCAUCCCAGAAAUGUCACAGAUCCCUCAGGCAGAGGGAAAGGGUGCAGAGCUGUUCGCUCGUAGACAGAGUCGCAUGGAUUUGUUUGUUGUAGACUCUCCACAUAUACAAACCACUCCUCUACAACACCAACAAUCCCAAUCAGUCAUAGACUUGCUGGAACCACAAAAAACCUUGCCUACCCCAUCCCACUGGAAGUAUUCCCCUAAUGUUCGUGCUCCUCCACCGAUAGGUUACAACCCCUUGUUGUCUCCAUCCUGUCCUGUCGGGGUGCAGCGUGGGGGGGCCAAAGUGUCUGAAGGAAGUUCUAAAGGAAGUAAAGGUAGUUAUGGUGUCCCAAAAGAAGGUAUUAAAGCUUUGGACUUUAUGAGGAGGCAGCCUUACCAACUGAACCCUGCAAUGUUCAGUUUUAGUGGUAGCACUAGCACACCAUCUUUAGUGUCCUCCUACCAGAGGCAACAAAGGGAAGGCCACACUUUGACACCACCCAAGCAGAUCCCAGUAAAGGCAGCACGUGUGUAUGAAAUCAAACGAUUCUCCACCCCCACCCCGAUGUCAGCACCAACUCUCAACCCCACAGUGAUUGUACCACGUUCACGGACCACACUUGGUGAGCACAUCUCUCGUUCUGACAUGACAUCCCCUCUACCUGAACCUGUACCUGAAUCAAUUCCGCCACCUUCACGAGCCCCAGGCCUCCCAGAGCUCCCUAAAAUAUCAACUGUGCCCAUCUCUCACCCCAUGCCAUACUCACCCCCAGCUCCCAUGUCAAGCAUGUCAAGCCUAAGCUACUCUGGACUUCAAGCUGCCAAACAGUUUAAAAGUGCCCCUGAGUUAAGUUCCCUACCACAAGACCCUUUAAAGUCUCCUAUCCAAGUUCCCAAACCCCGUUUUAUUGCAACACGUGUGGGUAUUCAGCCCCGGGUCUGGAGACCUGGAACCCUUCCUCAAUGAUGAUGUUACUCUACAUGUGGAAGAAGCUGAACCAUCUGCUUCUGUUGCAGUCUCAUUCUAAUUCAUACAAAUAUGAUUUAAUAUAACUUGAAUAUGCAAAGAAAUUAUAUUCUCUAUUUCAGAUGAAAAUAUACUGUGGAAUAUAUUUAUUGUCUUGUUUUGAAAGUGUUUUUCCACUUUCAAAAAAAAUCCUAAAUUUAUUCUAAAUGUUCAACAAUAUGUUUAAAACCUUCAGUGUUGUUAACAUGAAAUCUAUUUACUUAAUGCAUGAUCCUGUUCUUGUGAACAAUUUAUAUAUGCUAUUCCAAAGAAAAACAUUGUUUGGCUUUGUCAACAUCAAUCAAAGUGUAGCUUGCAUUUCCUCUGAAAUGGCUCUGCCUUUUCACUUAGAUGAUGUUAACCAAUAGCCAAAUAACUACUUGGGCAUUGUUUUAGCAAAUUUACAUUCGGUCUGGCUGCCCAGGGUUUUUUUAUCCAAUAAGUUCCUAAUGAAUAACAACAAGAUGUAUUAUACAUUGAUUUGUUUAUUUUAUUCAUGUUUUUUUUCUUAUUGCUUAUCUUGUUUCAAACACUUAAAAAGAGUUGCAAAUGCCAAAUCAUUUGUCAAUUCGCGUGUUCUCAAAUUUUAUAGGAAUAAGAAAAAAAAUGUCACUAGAAAAAACAUUUCACGUGGACUGGUCUGAGGUUAUUUUGAAAUAUUUUUCCUCAGAUUUCUCCAUUGCGACUCACACAUACGUUUUUUUGGAACCUUGCGUGUAGCUGCUUUGUGGAUCUUGGGUGUAAACUUUGAGCUACUUGCCAUAUGAAAGCAUGGGAAAAAUACCCAAGAAAAAAAAAAACAAGCUGAGGCUUUGUUUUGAUGUAUGCUCUUAGGUCAAUCAGAAAUUAUAUAUCUCUUGGCAGAGCCUGCACUGAACAGGUGCACAAGGGUCACAGCCUAUUUGUAGGAGCAAAGUAAAUAGGGAACCAGGCUGGUUCCUUAAAAUGUGCUCUGACUAGACUUUUUAGUCCUUAUAUUUGACUAUUGAUAUAUUAAAGAGAUGAUAUUUAAUGAAAACUAAAGUUUUUAUUUUUAUGGAAACAUAUUUAAGUGGUCAAAUCAGUAAGUGUUGGAAAGGAACAGUGUUGGAAACAGUCCUAAAGAAAGGCUAUUUGUGCACGCAAAUCUGUUUCAAAGACAGCCGUGAAAAGUGCAAAGCUAGCACUGUUUAGGAUUAUAAGAAGGUUAAUUAGCCAACUGGCUUUACUGGAAUUAGUCAGAAUACUCAUAGCAACAUGAAAUAUUGGAAUGGCAUGUGUGGCAGUGAGGCUGAUGAUUUCGGGGAUGAGUGGUUUUCGAAUGUGUUCCCAAAGUCCUCAAAAUAUGACAAUGUCUUAAGAGAAAAAAAGGGCUUGAAGUAGUAAGGGAACAAUUGAUAGAGGUUUGAGGAAGGAAAAGAGUUUAUAUCAUUUUGAAUUAGAUAUACAGAGAGGAUGAAUAAACAAUGAUCGUAGUACUGGCAGGUGAGAAUAUUUCAUUUUUAAAAGAUCUCAUUAAAAAAAUGUAAAAAAAAUUUUUAGGUAUUGAAUAAGAAGUUGAUAUAGACUAGAUACAGUGUUUAAAAUCUGAGCCACGAUUUUGUUGUCUUUCCAGUUAGUGUCAGUCAUGUUUUAUUUUCUAGACUAAAUAUUUACAUUGUUCAGUGAUCUUAAUUUUGGCUGUACAAAUCAUUAGAUCAAUGUGUCUGUCUCAGUAAAAAUCAUAUUUGUGUUAAUAUGCUUCUUGUAAUUUUAUUCGAGCAACGCUUGUGAUGUGCUCAGCUGUAAUUUUAGGACCUAAGUAAUUUUAACUAAAAAGUGUCUUGUAUUUCUAAUACAAUGAAUAGUUUCAAUAAAACAUACCUGAAAUUUCA